UCUGGAAUGUGGGAGUUUUGGGCCGAACUUCCGGUGUUUUCAGUGUUUUCUCGCGGUUGGGAGGAUCAUCUUUGGUUCUGCAGAGAGACGCGGGUUGCAGCUGCAGCAGCAGCAGCAGCAGAGAUGGUGGUGGAACUUUAUCUGGACCUUUUCUCGCAGCCAUGUCGCUCCGUCUUUAUUUUUGCGAAGAAAAACAACAUCCCCUUCGAGUUCAAGAAGGUUUCUCUGAUGGACGGUGAACAUUUUGGAGAUGAAUUUGGGAAAAUCAGCAAGAUCAGGAAGGUUCCAGCACUUCGAGACGGAGACUUCUGCCUGGCUGAGAGCGUCGCCAUCAUGCUCUACCUGGCAGAGAAGUUCGGGACUCCGGACCGCUGGUACCCGGCCGACCUGCGGCUGCGCUGCCGGGUCAACGAGUUUCUGUCCUGGCAGCACAUGGCCAUCCGGAUGCACGGCUCCAAGAUGUUCUGGAUGCGGCUCAUGAUUCCUAAGAUCAUGGGGAUCGACGUCCCGAAGGACAAGAUGGACGGAGCGCUGGAGGACCUGAACGCCUCGCUGAACCUCAUUGAGGACAACUUCCUCCAGGACCGGCCCUUCAUCGUGGGGGACCAGAUGUCUCUGGCCGACCUGGUGGCCAUCGUGGAGGUCAUGCAGCCGCUGGGCGCCGGGCUGGACGUGUUCGAGGGCCGAGCGAAGCUGAGCGCCUGGCGGGACCGAGUGCAGGCCGCCAUCGGGAAGGAUCUGUUCGACGAGGCCCACCAGGUCAUCCUGGGGGCUCAGGACGCCAUGAAGCAGGUGGAUCCCAGCAAACUGGAGCUUUUCAAGCCAAAGAUCCUCCGGCUGUUCUUCUGAAUCAAACCGAUGUCGUGAUGAAGCCUCACCCUCUGCUCAACCUUCCUCUAAUGAUCCUGCUUAUGUAAGGCUGGAGGCCUGGGAAACAAACGGGAUUAUGUAACCGAGGAGUGAAAUAUGAUGCUUCUCUGAGGUUUCUGGAAUGUCUGUCAUUAAGCAAUCAGUUCUGAUUCAUAAUCUUUUUACUGUUUCAUUUAAUCUGUGGUAAUCCUGAACUUCUGAUAAACUUUAAGUCACAGUUUGGCUCAUUGGUGUUUGGAGUUUUGAAGAUAAUAAGAAAUGUGAACUUAAAAACUUUUAAGAUCAGGAAAAAUGGCCUCUGUUGUAAAGGAAUGGGGAGGUGCUGCCCCCUGGUGGUGGAAGUGACGUAGCUGCAGUUGGAAGUUGAUCAUUUCUUCAACUUUAAGAACCAAAAACAACCAAAUAAAAUGAUAAAAGAAUAAAAAAUCUGCCUGUUAUGAAA
This is a messenger RNA of Poeciliopsis prolifica (blackstripe livebearer), 1312 nucleotides long. RefSeq names its product glutathione S-transferase theta-1-like. Gene Ontology annotation, molecular function: glutathione transferase activity. The record is from RefSeq and is a predicted model, not a curated record. Gene Ontology annotation, biological process: glutathione metabolic process. Gene Ontology annotation, cellular component: cytoplasm. Bases 7 to 849 code for a protein of 280 amino acids. NCBI's taxonomy places the organism in Eukaryota, Metazoa, Chordata, Actinopteri, Cyprinodontiformes, Poeciliidae. The transcript is spliced from 5 exons.